Molecule: messenger RNA, 195 nt
Organism: Meloidogyne enterolobii
Lineage: Eukaryota; Metazoa; Nematoda; Chromadorea; Rhabditida; Meloidogynidae
Source: the annotation of a GenBank genome assembly
GAUAUGUGUCUUCAUGCAAUUCAAUUAACUCUUAGUUAUAUGCUUAUGUUGAUUUUUAUGACAUUCAAUAUUUGGUUAUGUAUUUCAGUUGUUUUGGGCGAAGUUUUGGCAAGAAUGAUUUUAAGUUUAUUUUUUCCAACGAUGGAUUUAUUUGUAACAUUUUUUGGUGCUUCGGUUGAACCAUGUUGUGGAUAA